AUGCCCAACACGAAAUUCAACCUCGAGACCCUCGCACGACCCAAUAUCAGAGCCCUGGUGCCCUACAGAUGCGCCCGAGACGACUACGACUCCGGAGUGCUUCUCGACGCCAAUGAGAACCCCCACGGUCCUGCCAUCAAAACUAACCAGGAGGAGUCCGAGUACUCGCUGAACCGGUACCCCGAUCCUCGACAGAAUUUCGUCAAGCAGCUUCUGUGCGAUCUCAGAAACGCCGAGCGACAAGUACCCAAGCCCAUCACUCCUGACAACAUCUUUAUGGGAGUAGGAUCUGACGAAGCCAUUGACGCUCUUAUCAGAUGCUUCUGUGUCCCCGGCAAGGACAAGCUGCUGACAUGUCCCCCUACCUACGGUAUGUACUCUGUUUCUGCACAGAUCAAUGACGUUGGGGUCACUAAGGUCCCUCUGGCUGCCGACUUCAGCCUGCGUCCUGAUGCCAUCAUCGAGGCUCUCAACGCUGAUCCCACCAUCAAGCUGCUCUACAUUUGCUCUCCCGGCAACCCCACCGCCAAGCUUGUGGACGAGGAUGAUGUCCGAAAGGUGCUCAAUGCUGACUGGAACGGUGUUGUAGUUGUUGACGAGGCCUACAUUGAUUUCACCCGGGAGGGAGCCUCUGUCUCUACCCUGGUGAAUGAAUUCCCCAACCUUGUGGUCAUGCAGACUCUGUCCAAGUCCUUCGGUCUUGCUGGUGUCCGAGCAGGCUUCACCUUUUCUUCUGUCGAGAUUGCUGCUCUGCUCAAUAACAUGAAGGCUCCCUACAACAUCUCCACACCUGCUGCCGAGUUUGCCGCUCGUGCUCUGUCUCAGGAGGGAGUCAAGCUCAUGAGGACCUACACCAAGGACAUUCUAGAGCAGCGAGCACGUAUCCUUGACGCUCUUCCCACCAUUGAGGGAGUCGGCCGAGUCAUUGGCGGUAUGGACGCCAACUUCCUGCUAUUUGAGAUCCUCAACAAGGCUGGUGAGCCCGACACCGAGCUGGCCUUCAAGGUGUACGAGCAGCUUGCCGAGUCUCGAGAUGUGGUGGUGCGAUUCCGGGGCAAGGAGCCUGGCUGUGCUGGCGCUCUCAGAGUUUCCAUCGGUACUAAAACUGAGACUGACGUUCUUCUCGACCAGCUCAAGCAGGCAAUUGCUGCCCUGAGACAGUAG
Messenger RNA from Yarrowia lipolytica CLIB122, 1164 nucleotides. RefSeq lists its product as uncharacterized. Gene Ontology annotation, molecular function: pyridoxal phosphate binding; L-histidinol-phosphate:2-oxoglutarate transaminase activity. Lineage: Eukaryota; Fungi; Ascomycota; Dipodascomycetes; Dipodascales. Gene Ontology annotation, biological process: L-histidine biosynthetic process. The record is from RefSeq and is a predicted model, not a curated record.